Messenger RNA from Punica granatum (pomegranate), 2112 nucleotides. Lineage: Eukaryota; Viridiplantae; Streptophyta; Magnoliopsida; Myrtales; Lythraceae. The record is from RefSeq and is a predicted model, not a curated record.
UCACCACCUUCUCCCAAAAGCACUGCUGCCUUCUCUUUCUCUCUCUAAAACCUCACUGCCAUUGUAGCUCUAGAAAGAGAGAGAGAGAGAGGAAGCAGAAGGACAGAGAGGAAAAAAGCUCUGUACAAUUUGUCGACAAUGGCUCUCGCAAACCCUUCUUCCUCCGCAGCCCUCUCCUCCUCCUCCCUCUACUCCGCCUCUCAGUCCUUCUCCAAGCAGCCCGCUUUCUCUGUCCUCCCCCCACCCACCACCAAAUCCCAUUCCAAGACCCGCCAAAUCUCCGCCGUCCACGCAGCCGAGCCCGCGCCCAAGCCCGCCACCGCCACCGCCACCGCCACCGUCCCGAAACCCGCCGCCCCCACCCCCUCCGGGAAAUGGACCCUCGACAGCUGGAAGCUGAAGAAGGCCCUCCAGCUGCCUGAGUACCCCAACGCUAAUGAGCUCGAGACGGUUCUCAAGACCAUCGAGAACUUCCCGCCUAUCGUGUUUGCUGGAGAGGCCCGCAACCUCGAGGAACGGCUGGGGGAGGCCGCCAUGGGCAACGCUUUCCUUCUCCAGGGUGGGGACUGCGCGGAGAGCUUCAAGGAAUUCAGUGCUAACAACAUCAGGGACACCUUCAGGAUUCUGCUUCAGAUGGGUGUCGUCCUCAUGUUCGGCGGGCAGGUGCCUGUGAUUAAGGUGGGAAGAAUGGCGGGUCAGUUUGCUAAGCCGAGAUCUGACCCCUACGAGGAGAAGAACGGAAAGAAGCUGCCGAGUUACAAAGGAGACAACAUAAAUGGGGAUACUUUUGAUGAGAAGUCGAGGAUUCCCGAUCCUGAGAGGAUGAUCAGGGCUUACUGCCAGUCCUCUGCUACCCUUAACCUGCUGAGAGCCUUCGCCACUGGAGGUUACGCUGCGAUGCAGAGGGUCACCCAGUGGAAUCUCGAUUUCGCCGAGCACAGCGAGCAGGGAGACAGGUACCAGGAACUUGCCCACCGGGUUGACGAGGCCUUAGGUUUCAUGGCUGCUGCAGGACUUACGGUGGAUCACCCGAUCAUGACCACAACCGAGUUCUGGACAUCCCAUGAAUGCUUGCUCUUGCCUUACGAGCAGUCACUCACGAGACUGGACUCGACCUCUGGGCUCUACUAUGACUGCUCUGCUCACAUGCUCUGGGUUGGCGAGCGGACUCGCCAGCUGGAUGGGGCCCAUGUUGAGUUCAUGAGAGGAAUUGCCAACCCUCUUGGCAUUAAGGUGAGCAACAAGAUGGAUCCCAAGGAUCUCGUUAAACUUGUCGAAAUCCUGAACCCACAAAACAAGCCAGGAAGAAUCACAGUCAUUGUCAGGAUGGGUGCCGAGAAUAUGAGGGUAAAGCUUGCACACUUGAUUCGGGCAGUACGCAAUGCUGGGCAAAUCGUGACUUGGGUGUGUGAUCCCAUGCACGGGAACACAAUAAAGGCGCCCUGUGGCCUGAAGACCCGUGCCUUCGAUGCAAUUCUGGCUGAAGUGCGGGCAUUCUUCGAUGUUCAUGACCAAGAAGGAAGCCACCCUGGUGGGAUCCACCUCGAGAUGACCGGCCAGAAUGUGACCGAGUGCAUUGGAGGAUCUCGAACAGUGACUUUUGAUGAUUUGGGCUCACGCUACCACACCCACUGCGACCCAAGGCUCAAUGCUUCUCAGGCCCUCGAGCUCGCAUUCAUCAUUGCAGAGCGGCUCAGAAAGAGGAGGAUUGGGACACAGCGCCUGCUUUCUCUCAGCCUCUAAGCCGCUGUUCCGGAAAAGAAAGCAGCGAUGAAUUUCCUGGUAAUUUUUAUAUGCUAUUUGAAUAAAGUUGGUAUGGUUCCCAUCGAACCCAUUGUUUGUUGUUGCAAUUUUCAGUGCCAAUGCUUUAGCAGUUUGUGUGAGAACUUCUGGGUAGUCGCAAAUUAGGGGCAAAUUGUCCUGUUGCAGGGGGAAUUGCAAAACCGGGUAUGGAAGGAUAAGCUAUCGUAGAAUGUUAACGAUUUGUUGUUACUAUCUACUUUCGUUCGAGUUUGAUUAAUGCUGUGGUGUAUGAAUGUAGUUCGACAAGAAAGAUCUUUAAAUCAAUAGAUAGAAAUAAGGACACAUCAAGGUCGAAUGUGGCUUCUGAAA